Molecule: messenger RNA, 6354 nt
Organism: Anolis sagrei ordinatus
Lineage: Eukaryota; Metazoa; Chordata; Lepidosauria; Squamata; Anolidae
Product: zinc finger MYM-type protein 4
Molecular function (GO): zinc ion binding
Source: RefSeq, a predicted model, not a curated record
AAUCAAGAGGAGAGGUGGAUGGAUUGGGAGGCAUGUGGAUGAGCCUGGGAAAAGUUCGAAGACAAGGCUGAUGCCGUUUUUGGCAGCAUAGGCGAAAAACGUGGAGGCCUUGUACAUACCACGAUGUCUGAGAAAACAGUCCACAACCUAACCCCUGCCUUUGACAGCAUACCCUACAGAAUGCAAAACAGAACAGGUUCUACAAAUUCUUUGCUGGAUGACAAUGACUACUUCCUGAACUCUGGGGAUCUCACAGGAAUUCCUGUCAUUGAGAGUGAUAAUGAAGAUGAGCAAACCUUUGCUACAAAAGAGAGCCUCCCUUCUACCCUUUGCUCUGAGGACAGCCGGGGAGAUGUGCGGAGGGUUCGGGAUCAUGCAGUGGACAACGAGAAGGACAUGCAGAUGCAAAACGUGAUCCAAAAGGACCUCUCCUCACCUUUCGACAAAGGACCCUCUGUAUUUAAAACCAUUCGCAAAGAUUUUAGCAUAGCAAGAGAUGAUGGAAAAGAGAGUUUUUUGGCAAAGGAGAAAGCUCGAGAAGGACCUUUUCAAGACCGUGACAAACGUUUGGAAAAAAUGCCAAAAGAGUUGGAUUCCAGAUUGAAAAGUAAUUUCCUGGAUAAAUCAGUUACUAAUCAAGUAGAAGAAACAUUACGUACCCAAUUAGGACCACAAACCCCGGAAAUCAACUUCAGGGAGUCCAACUAUCUGUUUUCUAACAAGGAAUCUGUUGGGCAAGAGCUUGGGAAUUCCUAUGCAUCAAGUAUUAGAAUUAAGGAAGAGCCUUUGGAUAACGAUUACGAUAAAGCUAUGGCACCUCAGCCGGGGCUGGCGAAUAAAGUUAAGGAUGAACCAGAUAAUACUGAGGAAUAUGGCCAGCAGCCAAAAACUCAGGAAGGGGAACUAAAGAUCAGUGCUGUGUUUUCCGUCAGCGGCAGCCCUCUUGCUCCACAGUUGACAUCAGGUUUUCCACCCAGCACACCCUCUUCUGGAGUGAACAAACUGCUUCCUGCAGUCCCAAGUGCAGCCAUCCGGGUUUCCUGCUCUGGCUGUAAGAAGAUCUUGCAGAAGGGGCAAACGGCUUAUCAGAGGAAAGGCUCCACUCAACUCUUUUGCUCCACACUGUGCCUCACGGGAUAUACUGUACCAGCCGCCCGGCCACCAGCUUCGACCAAGAAAACCUGUUUCAGCUGCUCCAAGGACAUCCUGAAUCCAAAGGAUGUGAUCACUGCUCAGUUUGACAACACAAAUUCCAGCAAAGACUUCUGUAGCCAGGCGUGUCUUUCCAUGCAUGAGCUGAAAAAGAAGCCUGUUGUCACCAUUCACACAAACAGUAUUUCCACCAAGUGCAGCAUGUGCCAGAAGAAUGCAGUGAUUCGGCAUGAAGUGAAUUACCAGAACGUCGUGCACAAGCUCUGCAGUGAUGCUUGCUUUUCCAAGUUCCGUUCAGCAAACAACCUCACCAUGAACUGCUGCGAAAACUGUGGGGGCUACUGCUACAGUGCCUCAGGCCAGUGCCACAUGCUUCAGAUUGAGGGGCAGUCCAAGAAGUUCUGCAGCUCAACAUGCGUCACGGCGUACAAGCAGAAGUCAGCCAAAAUCACUCCAUGUGCAUUGUGUAAAACUCUGCGCUCAUCGGCUGAGAUGAUUGAAAACACAAAUAAUUUGGGAAAAACGGAGCUGUUCUGUUCCGUGAACUGCCUGUCGGCCCACAGAGUUAAAAUGGUCACGUCUUCAGGUGUCCAGGUCCAAUGUAACAGCUGUAAGACCUCAGCCAUCCCUCAGUAUCACCUCGCUAUGUCCGAUGGGAGCAUACGCAACUUUUGCAGUUAUAGCUGCGUAGUAGCCUUUCAGAACUUGUUCAACAAGCCCACUGGAAUGAACGCAUCUGUGGUGCCCUUGUCGCAGGGCCAAGUCAUUGUCAGCAUUCCCUCGGGGGCCACCGUUUCAGCCGCAGGCAGUACUACCUCAACCGUCUCCCCAAGCUCCGUCAGCAGCUCAGCUGCGGCUGGCCUCCAGAGACUGGCCGCUCAGUCCCAGCAAGUUACUUUCGCUCGCACUGUUGUCAAACUCAGGUGUCAACACUGUAACCGCCUGUUUGCUACCAAACCCGAACUGCUCGAUUACAGGGGGAAAAUGUUCCAGUUCUGUGGCAAGACCUGCUGUGACGAGUAUAAGAAGAUAAACUGUGUCAUGUCCAUGUGCGAAUAUUGCAAAAUUGAUAAGAUUGUCAAAGAGACGGUGCGGUUCUCAGGCAUUGACAAGUCAUUCUGCAGCGAGGGCUGCAAACUGCUGUACAAGCACGAUUUAGCUAAACGCUGGGGGAACCACUGUAAGAUGUGCAGCUACUGUUUGCAGACGUCUCCCAAGCUGGUUCAGAAUCAUUUUGGGGGAAAGGUGGAAGAAUUCUGCUCCGAAGACUGCAUGUCGAAGUUCACGGUUUUGUUUUACCAGAUGUCCAAAUGUGAUGGAUGCAAAAGGCAGGGGAAACUCAGCGAGUCCUUGAAAUGGCGAGGGGAGAUUAAGCAUUUUUGCAACUUGCUCUGCAUCCUGAUGUUUUGCAACCAGCAGUGCGCAUCUGAUCCCCCGCCGCCCCCUCCGCCGCCACCCCCUCCUCCUCCUCCUCAAAACAAUACAGCAAAUCUUUCCAUGGCACCAACAUCCUCAGCGGGACCCCCUCCAUCUCUCAGGAAGGAUUCCACUCCAGUUAUUGCAAACGUGGUGUCCCUUGCCAGUGCACCUGUUGCUCAGCCCACAGCCAAUUCCAACAAUGUUUUGCAAGGUGCAGUUCCUACUGUGACAGCAAAAAUUAUUGGAGACGCAAGUACUCAGACGGACGCUUUGAAACUGCCUCCUUCACAGCCUCCUCGGCUUCUCAAGAACAAAGCCUUGCUCUGCAAGCCUAUAACGCAGACCAAAGCCACCUCUUGCAAGCCUCAUACGCAGCACAAGGAAUGCCAAACAGAAGAAGAAGAAGAAGUUCCGCCCAAAAUCAUCAUGGUGCCUGUUCCUGUACCUGUGUUUGUGCCACUACCGCUUCAUCUCUUCACCCAGUACACACCAGUUCCGCUGGGAAUGCCAGUACCCAUUCCAGUUCCUAUGUUUAUCCCACCUGCCCCGGAAAAUACCGUAAAGGCGGUAGAAGCUGCUCCAGAGGUCAAGGAGAAGAACCCCGUGAAUGCCUUUGACACGGCUCUCCUGCAGAUGGCAGAAAUCAUCACAGAAGAUGAGAAGGAUAAGGAACAUUCUCAAGGAGGCUCUCAAACGUCUGAGCAGGAGCUGUUCCUGGACCCUAAAAUAUUUGAGAAAGACCAAGGCAGCACAUACAGCGGUGACUUGGAGUCUGAAGCAGUCUCCACCCCUCACAGCUGGGAGGAGGAGCUCAACCACUAUGCCUUACGCUCCAAUACGGUGCCCGAACCUGAGCCUGAGCCAAGGCAAUUCUCCAAAGGGGAGCAGGAACAGGACCUGGAAGCUGACUUCCCCUCAGACUCUUUUGACCCAAUUAGCAGAGGGCUGGGAUCGCGUGCACGGGCAAGGCGGAGACACAGAGAUGGUUUUCCACAGCCCAAAAGACGGGGGAGGAAGAAAUCCAUUGUGGCAGUGGAGCCCCGGAUGCUUGUGAAGAGCUCCUAUCCAGGCUGCUCCGUUUCUGGGAUGACCCUCAAGUACAUGUAUGGAGUGAAUGCCUGGAAGAAUUGGGUCCGGUGGAAAAACUCACAAGAAGACCAAGGAGACCUGAAAUUUGGAGUUCGGUCUGUAAAACUCAAAGAGGACAUCCUCUCUUGCUCUUUUGCGGAACUGAGUUUUGGCUUGUGCCAGUUUAUCCAGGAGGUGCGGCGACCAAAUGGUGAAAAGUAUGAUCCCGACAGCAUCUUAUAUCUGUGCCUUGGAAUUCAGCAGUACCUGUUUGAGAAUGGUAGAAUAGAUAACAUUUUUACUGAGCCCUACUCCAGGUUUAUGAUUGAGCUUACGAAACUGUUGAAAGUCUGGGAGCCUACAAUACUUCCCAGUGGCUACAUGUUCUCAAGAAUCGAAGAGGAGCACUUAUGGGAGUGUAAGCAGCUGGGCGCCUACUCCCCCAUCGUUCUCCUGAACACACUGCUGUUCUUCAACACCAAAUAUUUCCAGCUGAAGAACGUCAGCGAACAUAUGAAGCUGUCCUUUGCCCAUGUCAUGCGGCGCACCCGGACUCUAAAGUACAAUACCAAGAUGACGUAUUUACGCUUCUUUCCUCCCUUCCAAAAGCAGGAAGUUGAAUCCGAUAAGCUAGUAGGCAAACGAAAACGCCACGAAGGUGAAGAGGUCCCAACGGCAGUGGAGAUGGUCGAGAACACUGACAACCCCUUGAGAUGCCCAGUUCGGCUUUAUGAAUUCUACUUAUCAAAGUGUUCUGAAAGCGUGAAGCAGCGGAGCGACGUCUUUUACCUCCAGCCAGAGCGUUCGUGUGUUCCCAAUAGCCCCAUGUGGUAUUCCACAAUGCCCAUCGAUCCAGGGACUUUGGACAUCAUGUUGACGCGCAUCCUCAUGGUACGAGAGGUGCAUGAAGAACUUGCCAAAGUCAAAGCAGAGGACUCUGAUCCUGAGCUUUCAGACUGAAGGCGGGCGAAAGGGGUUGUGUGCUCUCUCUUUCUCUCUCUCUCUCUCUCCUUUUGGUUCUGUUUCCUUUGUUCCCUCCCCUUUCUGAUACACAUUGCGAAAGCACCAAACUGUGAAUACACCCAGCUUUUGGGGAGAUGGUCCCUUUCGUGUCACGUGAACUCUCUAAAGGAGCCGCCGUCGACUGCAGCAGAUCGCAAAAGGAGAACCAAGAGGAUGCAAAAUAGCAGAAGGCGCAAGAAAGAAAACAACGGAGGCUGCAAUCGAUCCUGAAAACAAUGUCUUCAGAUGGACUCAUUUAUUUCGCUCCACACACGCCCCAGUGGUGCUUUGAGUGGGAUGAAAACCAAUUACGGAUUAUUGGGUUUUUUUUGUUUUCAUUCUUAAAAGGAAACCUGUUGUGUAUAUCCUUCUCUCUGAACCAUGGAAGCAAAGAUUAACCCCCUGAAUGCUUUUGCAGUGUAGCUGCUGCCCACAGAACUGUGGGGUUUCCUAACACUUUGCCGUAGGAUGCAAAACCAAACCUAGUUGGGUGGAAACCAGUGGAAAUGGCGUCUGUACCAUACACACCAAUUUGAUUUCCUUGCCCUUUUCCUUUCCAAAUAUAUAUAUAUAUACACAAACACACAUGUAUACAUAUAUAUAGAUAUAUUCCACUUUGAUUGGACACUAGGAAAUGCUGAUCCAGCCCCAGGAGAAGCGGGCAACAGGCUAAGCUUUUGGACGGUUCACCUUGGAAGGAUGCUUUGAAAUUUCUUCACUGGCUCGGUUGCAUCCCUCCUUUGGCCAGUAGCAAAUUCUCCGGCCAUUUUGGUCAGGAAGUUUGGGAAGCCGUGGUCCCAAAAAGUAACUUUUUCAAACUCUGCCCUCCUCGCAUCACUUUGAUGAGACAAGUAACCCAUGUUAUGUGUGUGCACAUAUGUUGACAUACAGAAAGACACAGUUCCAUUCAGACAAAUGGGGGAUUUUGACACAAAAUUCCCCAUCAUCACCCAGAUUGUUAUUAAAAGGCCAAGUGGCUUUGAAACAGGAAGGGUGCCCCAUCCACUUUUGAAUCUUUCCUUUUGUUUAUCAUCUCCUUUUGGAUAGGCCUUGUUUUUUUUAUACAUUUUGGAGGGAGUGGCCUUCUGGCAUCUUACAAAAUAUAGGGUUUUUAGUUUUGUUUUUAAUUAUCUGCCCCUCCCCCUUUUAAUUGUGCACCCCCUUUUAAAAACAACACCAGAAUGUUGAACUACAUUCUAAUCCUCGCGCAGGUUGACUACUCUCUUUACCACUUCCUUUCAACCGAGGUCCAUAUUUGGAAGAGACUUUGCCGACAAGCUGUAAUCUCUGCCGCCGGCCACUUCACCCCAGUAGAAACCCCUCUUGCCCUUGUAACCCAAACGCAGGGUGCUAACCCCCUAGCUAGGUCAAACGCAUUUCACUACUCCCCCAUCCCCAGUGUAUGACCCUUUUUCUCAGUCUUGCAGAUCACUUUGAAGAUCCAAAACUAUUUUUUAAAAGCAGAAAAAUUGUAUGUAUGUUUUUAUUGGCAGUUUUGUCUAGUCAUCUGAUUUCUAAGGCGAGAAGUCCGAUUUUUUGUUUUGUUUUUUGUUUUUGGUUCUUUUUUGUGUCUAAAACACUCUGGUCUAUCUCUCUCUCUCUCUCUCCGACGUUGAACAAAGACCUCCUUUUUUGUGUGCGUGGGUGUGUUUUGGGGUAUUCUUUCUAACCGUAACAAAAAAAGGUAACAAUAAAAUCAGAAAGUAGUCUUCU